AUGGGCUUCUGCCUGGCUCUGGCAUGGACACUCCUGGUUGGGUCAUGGACAUCCAUGGGAGCUCAGAACCCCAUUUCCUGGGAGGUACAGCGAUUUGAUGGGUGGUACAACAACCUCAUGGAGCACAGAUGGGGCAGCAAAGGCUCUCGGCUGCAGCGCCUGGUCCCGGCCAGCUACGCGGAUGGUGUGUACCAGCCCUUGAGAGAACCCCACCUGCCCAACCCGAGAAACCUUAGCAACACUGCCAUGAGGGGCCCUGCAGGGCAGGCCUCCCUGCGAAACCGAACAGUGCUAGGAGUCUUCUUCGGCUACCACGUGCUCUCGGACCUGGUGAGCGUGGAGACCCCCGGCUGCCCAGCCGAGUUCCUCAACAUCCACAUCCCGCCCGGGGACCCAGUGUUCGAUCCCGACCGGCGCGGGGACGUGGUCCUCCCCUUCCAGAGGAGCCGCUGGGACCCCGAGACCGGACAGAGCCCCAGUAAUCCCCGGGACCUGACCAACGAGGUGACGGGCUGGCUGGACGGCAGCGCCAUCUAUGGCUCCUCGCACUCGUGGAGCGACGCGCUGAGGAGCUUCUCCGGGGGGCAGCUGGCGUCGGGGCCCGACCCCGCCUUCCCCCGGAACGCGCAAAGCCCCCUGCUCAUGUGGACGGCGCCCGACCCCGCCACCGGACAGCGAGGGCCCCGGGGGCUGUACGCCUUCGGGGCGGAGCGAGGGAACCGCGACCCGUUCCUGCAGGCGCUGGGCCUGCUGUGGUUCCGCUACCACAACCUGUGCGCGCAGCGGCUGGCCCGCGAGCACCCGCAAUGGGGGGAAGAGGAGCUGUUCCAGCACGCGCGCAAGAGGGUCAUCGCCACCUACCAGAACAUCGUUUUGUAUGAGUGGCUGCCCAGCUUCCUGCAGAAAACACCCCCGAAGUAUGCAGGAUACAACCCUUUCCUGGACCCCAGCAUCUCCCCAGAGUUCCUGGUGGCCUCUGAGCAGUUCUUCUCCACCAUGGUGCCUCCUGGGGUCUACAUGAGAAAUGCCAGUUGUCACUUCCAGGAGGUCAUCAGUAGGAACUCAAGUACCUCCAGAGCUCUCCGGGUCUGCAAUAGCUACUGGAGCCGAAAGCAUCCAAACCUACAAAGAGCUGAAGAUGUGGACGCGCUACUGCUGGGCAUGGCCUCCCAGAUCGCUGAGCGAGAGGACCAUGUCGUGGUUGAGGAUGUACUAGAUUUCUGGCCUGGGCCCCUGAAGUUCUCUCGUACAGACCACCUGGCUGGCUGCCUGCAAAGGGGCCGGGAUCUGGGCUUGCCCUCUUAUACCAAGGCCAGGGCAGCCCUGGGUCUUCCUCCCAUUACCAGAUGGCAGGACAUCAACCCUGCACUCUCCCAGAGCAACCAUACCCUGCUGGAGGCCACAGCUGCCCUGUACAACCAGGACCUGUCCCAGCUGGAGCUGCUCCCCGGGGGGCUCCUGGAGAGCCAUGGGGACCCCGGGCCCCUCUUCAGCACCAUCGUCCUUAACCAGUUUGUGAGGCUGCGGGAUGGCGACCGCUACUGGUUUGAGAACACCAGGAAUGGGCUGUUCUCUGAGGAAGAAAUUGCAGAGAUCAGAAACACUUCCCUACGGGAUGUUCUAGUGGCUGUCACCAACAUGAACCCCAGUGCCCUGCAGCCCAAUGUCUUCUUCUGGCAUAUGGGAGACCCCUGCCCGCAGCCAAGACAACUCAGCACUGAGGGCCUGCCAGCCUGUGGUCCCUCCAUCAUGUGGGACUAUUUUGAAGGCAGUGGAUUUGGCUUUGGAGUCACAAUCGGGACUCUCUGCUGCUUCCCCCUGGUGAGCCUGCUUAGUGCCUGGAUUGUUGCCCGGCUCCGAAGGAGAAAUUUCAAGAGGCUCCAGGGCCAGAACCGCCAGAGCAUCAUGUCUGAGAAGCUCGUGGGGGGCAUGGAAGCAUUGGAAUGGCAGGGCCACAAGGAGCCCUCCCGGCCUGUGCUGGUGCACCUGCAGCCCGAGCAGAUCUGCGUGGUGGAUGGCAGGCUCUCUGUGCUCCGCACCAUCCAGCUGCGGCCCCUGCAGCAGGUCAGCCUCAUCCUGUCCGGCAACCGCAGACGCCGCGCCCUCCUGCUCAAGAUCCCCAAGGAGUAUGACCUGGUGCUGCUAUUUAACCUGGAGGCAGAACGGCAGGUGCUGGUGGAAAACCUUCGGGGGGCCCUGAAGGAGAGCGGGCUGAGGUUCCAGGAGUGGGAGCUGCGGGAGCAGGAGCUGAUGAGGGCGGCUGUGACGCGAGAGCAGAGGAGCCACCUCCUGGAGACCUUUUUCAGGCACCUUUUCUCCCAGGUGCUGGACAUCGACCAGGCAGAUGCAGGGACCCUGCCCCUGGACUCAUCACAGAAGGUACAGGAGGCCCUGACUUGCGAGCUGAGCAGAGCUGAGUUUGCCGAGUCCCUGGGCCUCAAGCCCCAGGACAUGUUUGUGGAGUCCAUGUUCUCCCUGGCUGACAAAGAUGGCAAUGGCUACCUGUCCUUCCGGGAGUUUCUGGACAUCCUUGUGGUCUUCAUGAAAGGCUCUCCUGAGGAGAAGUCUCGCCUUAUGUUCCGCAUGUAUGACUUUGAUGGGAAUGGUCUCAUUUCCAAGGACGAGUUCAUCAGGAUGCUGAGGUCCUUCAUCGAGAUCUCCAACAACUGCCUGUCCAAGGCCCAGCUAACAGAGGUGGUGGAGUCCAUGUUCCGGGAGUCUGGCUUCCAGGAUAAGGAGGAGCUGACGUGGGAGGACUUCCACUUCAUGCUGCGGGACCAUGACAGCGAGCUCCGAUUCACGCAGCUCUGCGUCAAAGGAGUGGAGGUGCCGGAAGUCAUCAAGGACCUCUGCCGGAGAGCCUCCUACAUCAGCCAGGAAAGGAUCUGUCCCUUCCCCAGCGUGAGUGCUCGCUGUCCCCACAGCAGUGCUGAUGUGGAGUGGGCAGCACAGAGACUGCAGUGCCCCAUGGACACAGACCCUCCCCAGGAGACUCGACGGAGGUUUGGCAAGAAGGUAACAUCAUUCCAGCCCCUGCUGUUCACGGAGGCUCACCGGGAGAAGUUUCAACGGGGCCGGCGCCACCAGACCUUGCAGCAGUUCAAGCGCUUCAUCGAGAAUUACCGCCGCCACAUUGGCUGCGUGGCCGUGUUCUACGCCAUCACCGGGGGCCUCUUCCUGGAGCGGGCCUACUACUACGCCUUUGGGGCUCACCAUACGGGCAUCACGGACACCACCCAUGUGGGCAUCAUCCUGUCCCGGGGCACGGCCGCCAGCAUCUCUUUCAUGUUCUCCUACAUCCUGCUCACCAUGUGCCGCAACCUCAUCACCUUCCUGCGAGAGACCUUCCUCAACCGCUACGUGCCCUUCGACGCCGCCGUGGACUUCCAUCGGCUCAUUGCCUCCACGGCCAUCGUCCUCACAGUCUUGCACAGUGCGGGCCAUGUGGUGAAUGUGUACCUGUUCUCCAUCAGCCCACUCAGCGUCCUUUCCUGCCUCUUCCCUGGACUCUUCCAUGACGACGGGUCUGAGUUUCCCCAGAAGUAUUACUGGUGGUUCUUCCAGACUGUGCCAGGCCUCACGGGGGUCCUGCUGCUCCUGGUCCUGGCCAUCAUGUAUGUCUUCGCCUCCCACCACUUCCGGCGCCACAGCUUCCGGGGCUUCUGGCUGACCCACCACCUCUACAUCCUGCUCUACGUGCUGCUCAUCAUCCACGGCAGCUUCGGCCUGAUCCAGCUGCCCCGUUUCCACAUCUUCUUCCUGGUCCCGGCACUAAUCUAUGUGGGGGACAAGCUGGUGAGCCUGAGCCGGAAGAAGGUGGAGAUCAGCGUGGUGAAGGCGGAGCUGCUGCCUUCAGGAGUCACCCACCUGCAGUUUCAGCGGCCCCAAGGCUUUGAGUACAAGUCGGGACAGUGGGUGCAGAUCGCCUGCUUGGCUCUGGGGACCACUGAGUACCACCCGUUCACACUGACUUCUGCACCCCAUGAGGAUACACUCAGCCUGCAUAUCCGGGCAGCAGGCCCCUGGACCACUCGGCUCAGGGAGAUCUACUCACCUCCAACGGGAGAUGGCUGUGCUAAAUACCCGAAGCUCUACCUUGAUGGACCAUUUGGAGAGGGCCACCAGGAGUGGCAUAAGUUUGAGGUGUCAGUGCUGGUGGGAGGGGGCAUUGGGGUCACCCCCUUUGCCUCCAUCCUCAAAGACCUGGUCUUCAAGUCAUCAGUCAGCUGCCAAGUGUUCUGUAAGAAGAUCUACUUCAUCUGGGUGACGCGCACCCAGCGGCAGUUUGAGUGGCUGGCUGACAUCAUCCGGGAGGUGGAGGAGAAUGACCGCCAGGACCUGGUGUCCGUGCACAUCUACAUCACCCAGCUGGCUGAGAAGUUUGACCUCAGGACCACCAUGCUGUACAUCUGUGAGCGGCACUUCCAGAAGGUGCUGAACCGGAGUCUGUUCACGGGCCUGCGCUCCAUCACCCACUUUGGCCGCCCCCCCUUCGAGCCCUUCUUCAAGUCCCUGCAGGAGGUCCACCCGCAGGUCCGGAAGAUUGGGGUGUUUAGCUGUGGCCCGCCUGGCAUGACCAAGAAUGUGGAAAAGGCCUGUCAGCUCAUCAACAAGCAGGAUCGGACUCACUUCUCCCACCAUUAUGAGAACUUCUAG
Callorhinus ursinus (northern fur seal) is the source of this 4656-nucleotide messenger RNA. It is a transcript of the gene DUOX1, whose product is annotated as dual oxidase 1. Gene Ontology annotation, molecular function: superoxide-generating NAD(P)H oxidase activity; calcium ion binding; heme binding. The record is from RefSeq and is a predicted model, not a curated record. Gene Ontology annotation, biological process: response to oxidative stress; defense response; superoxide anion generation. Gene Ontology annotation, cellular component: plasma membrane; NADPH oxidase complex. NCBI's taxonomy places the organism in Eukaryota, Metazoa, Chordata, Mammalia, Carnivora, Otariidae.